AUGGCACACCCUCUUCCAUUUGAUGCCUGGGACCCGUUGGAUUACUUGAGUCCAGCAGAACUAUCUCGUCUCGACGAACGGUUUGACCACGCAUUACGAGAUGCUCGCUGCCUGGUGUUUUGGACCGGCUUGUCCCCUGAGCUGGCCCAGCGUUGGGCCGUUGGACAUGGAUUACAGACACUAAUCAUUGCUAUGGGCCCAUUAUAUAGCGACCGCGAUGUUGGAGGCGCGAGAUACGGCAAGUCUACUAAUGCGUGGUCCAAGUAUAUGAAAGGAGCUUCAGGUCGAUUUGCAGAAUAUACGGGUCGCGGUGGCCGACAAGCAAUUGUUUUGACCAAGCCACCACCAGACAUUUACAGUCGGAGAGAGUGGUCCAACUAUCGAUGCUUAGAAGAACCGAUCUUGAAAGGAGCCUUCGGGGGCGCAAGGGCUGUCCAGAUCUGCUAUGUCCACCCAACAAUCAAGGGUGCGGUCGCUUUUCAAUAUCAGAUCUGGCCCCUCAAUAAAUCCGACGAGUGGGACACGUUCUUCAGAUCUCUUCUGCCUCAUGAUGGCAAUGUUAAAUUGGCGAAAAGUAAAACGAUUGUUGGGAUGAGUACGACACAAGAAUCUCUGGCGCAAAACCAGCAAGGUAUAUUGCCACUGCCAAGUGAAAAGCAAGCGAAAGCCCUGGAGAAAGAGGCUCGACGAAAGAAGGCGGAACUAGAGCUACAGCAGGCUCGAGAAAGGAAAGAAGCGAAUCGAAAGCGAGCGGAGGAGGCUCAGCGAAAGGAGGCGGCAAAGAAGGAAGCCCAGGCAAAGAAGGAAGCCCAGGCAAAGAAGGAAGCCCAGGCAAGAAAAGAGGCCAGACGGCGAAGAGCAGAGUUGGAGCGACAACAGGCUCUGCAAAAGAAACAAGCCAAACAAAAGGGGAAAAAAACCUCCAUGAUUACCAGCGAGGUGAAGUCCGUCCCGGUUAAGAUUGAAGUCGCCGGGUUUCCAAACGCGUCAGACGAGGUUGAGGCCAUUUAA
Molecule: messenger RNA, 1011 nt
Organism: Fonsecaea pedrosoi CBS 271.37
Lineage: Eukaryota; Fungi; Ascomycota; Eurotiomycetes; Chaetothyriales; Herpotrichiellaceae
Exons: 2
Coding region: 1-1011 (336 amino acids)
Source: RefSeq, a predicted model, not a curated record